AUGUUGAAGGCUCUAACGGUGUUUUUGUUGUUUCAGACGUUCAGACCUCUGGUGGGGAAGGCUACUCUGGGUUCCAUCACGGCUGUAGAGUUCUUCUCUGACAGACAACUGGACUUCCUGUCUGACCACGGAGCAUACCAGCCCUACCAGGAGGAAGUGGACAGUUUGAGUCCUGUUCUCAGGGACAACCCUCAGCUUCAUGAAGAGGUCAGGUUCUGGCUCAAAGAUCAAAAGGUUCAGGACAUUUUUUUGCAAGGUCCAUAUUCAUUAAAUGGUUACCGAGUUCGUGUUUACAGACAAGACUCGGCCACUCAGUGGUUCACAGGGAUCAUCACACAUCAUGACCUCUUCAGCCGUAAUAUGGUUGUGAUGAAUGACCAGGUUCUAGAGCCCCAGAACGUUGACCCCUCUAUGAUCCAGAUGACCUUUCUGGACGAUGUGGUCCACUCUCUGCUGAAAGGAGAGAACAUCGGUAUCCAGUCCCGACGCAGGUCCCGUUCCAACCAGAACAACUCUGCCCACGGUCACUACACCCGCGCCCAAGCCAACAGCCCCAGACCAGUCAUGAACUCCUCUGGCGGGGCAGUGAAGCAGGGGUCAGGGGUCACCACCCAGCAGGGUCAAGGUCAGGGCGGGUCCCAGAGCCAGCAGGCCCCAGCGCAGCACUCCCCUUGCCAGGAACAGACACAGCACCGCGGACCUGGCUUCUCCAGGAGGAAGGGAUCUGACAGCAGUGUCCCUGAUGAUGACUUCAAGGGAGACAACGUGGACUGUAACGAGAGAGCAGGGAGAGGAGGUGAGGAUGAUGGUGAAGAUAGAACAAGAGACUUCUUUAAAAGUACGAGCAGCAAGCAGGUGGCUGUGAACAAGCGGAGGAAAGCGGAGGAGGAAGAGGAGGAAGAGGAGAAGAAAUCAGGUUUGAAAAGACUGAGAAGCGAGACUACAGUGAGGUCUGACUUCUCUGAGAGCAGUGACUCUGAGAUGUCUACCAAGAGAACCAGGACGGCAGACUCCUCCUCUUUUUCAGAGCAGAACUCAGAGGAGGAGCUAAAAGGAAAGACCGGCCAGGAGGGGCACAAGACCCAGGGUUCUAAGACUGGGAAGGAGUCUGCUCUGACAGGCAGUCUCUCCCCUGGGGUGAGGAGCUUCAGAAGGCGGAGUUUCAGCAGUCAUCAGCCGACAGGGAGCAGAGGUCAUCCCUGCGACAACCUCAACGACAGGGGGAACGGGCUCUGCCCCUCUGAGGGCCAAGGGGAGUGCAUCAUGGAGAACAACAGCACUAUGAAAUCCCAGACCCAUCCCCAGUCCAAGGACCAGUACACCAGCGCUGAGGUGGUCUCCAGGACCCAGACUCCCUCUCAGUAUAUAAUCGACAUCACAGCAGAGGAUGCUAACGCACACAUGGCCUCCCGGGAGAACUCUGAGGCCGUCUCGGCCCUGCUGGCCUCCCAGAAUCCAUCUGAGCCCUCCUACCUCUCUGAGCCCAGCAGACAUUUGGUGCUGAACCCCUCUGUGGCCCCUCCCUCUCCCCUUCGUAAGAGCCCCUCGGAGUGUGACCUUAGGAACCAGACUCCCUCAGUGUCAGAGUGUGACCUCAGGAACCAGACUCCCUUAGUGUCAGAGUGUGACCUUAGGAACCAGACUCCCUUAGUGUUAGAGUGUGACCUUAGGAACCAGACUCCCUCAGUGUCAGAGUGUGACCUUAGGAACCAGACUCCCUUAGUGUUAGAGUGUGACCUUAGGAACCAGGCUCCCUCAGUGUCAGAGUGUGACCUUAGGAACCAGGCUCCCUCAGUGUCAGAGUGUGACCCUAGGAACCAGAGUCCCUCAGUGUCAGAGUGUGACCUUAGGAACCAGACUCCCUCAGUGUCAGAGUGUGACCUUAGGAACCAGAGUCCCUCAGUGUCAGAGUGUGACCUUAGGAACCAGACUCCCUCAGUGUCAGAGUGUGACCUUAGGAACCAGACUCCCUCAGUGUGUAGGAAGCCGGAGGUAAAGCAUGACAUAGCUGGCAGCCUGGGCAGUAAGAUGGGGCUAGUCCAUUCAGUGGUGAUCAGACCUAUAGCAUCAGUCAGUGAGUCUGCUGCUGUAGUAGAGAGAGAGAAGCAGCUAUAUUCCUCCAUGCUGCCCUGCAUUAAGAACGCCUCAUUGGCCGACGAGGCCAGGAAGUCGUACAAGCUAAGCCCCUCCCCUGAUGUCCCCAAGCCCCUCCCCUCCCCAGAGGCCCUGAAGCCGAAGCCCCUCUGCUCUCCUGACAUUGUCAAGUCUAAAACACAGAGUGUUCUGGAGACUUGUUCUAAAGCCAAACCCCUCACCUCCCCAGAGGUGUCCAAGCAUAAAGGCCGUUACCCGGACAACACCCCUCGCUCCAGCUUUAAGCCAGUCUUGGCCCGAGGGACUGAGUCGCCAGGAUCUUGCACUAAGAGUCCGCUAAUCAUCGAUAAGAACGAGCAUUUCACCGUGUACCGGGACCCUGCGCUUGUCCGUCCCAACCAGGAGACCAACCACGUGUCCUAUCUGCACCCCCAGCUCCACCACCUCCAUGCCUCCUCCCACGCCUCCUGCCUCACCCCCUCUUCCACCCACCACCACACAUCCCACUCCCACCACCACCUCCUCUCCGGGGUGCUCUCUGGCCUGCCUCCAGGCCCCUUGCUGGGGGGUCAUCCCCGACUAGACUCCUCAGGGCUGGGGCACCUGGGACUAGCUCAUCACCACCCUGUCUCUCAGCCCCAGACACACAGCCACACCUCAGCCUCAUACAACCAGCUGGGGCUGUAUCCAAUCAUCUGGCAGUACCCCAAUGAGACCCACUCCUAUUCCCCAAGACUCAACCUGCCCGGGUCCAAGUGGGUGCACCCUGAAAACCCUGUCAGUUCUGAGACCAACAUGAGGAGGAACACGGCCAGCCCUUGGCUACACCACCAGGUCCCUGUCUCCUCCUCUGACAGCCUGGACCAACUGAGCCACGUCCCGGUCCCCAUCCGACCAGCCAGCGCCGACCCUCACCGGUCCGACCCCCAUCCCCACCUUUCAGAACCACACCGUUCGGACCCCCACCGGCUCAUUAAGAUCAACCCCCACGCCAGCCCCCUCUGCCACCGGCCAAGGCCGCUGGAGAUCUUCACAGGGAGUAAGUAUCAGGAUUUGAAGGGUUUUGUGGACCCCAUCAGAACCAUCACUCUGGCCCACCUGAAGCAGGAGCAGGACCGCAGCAGAACCCCGACUGGGAAGGACAGUCACCUGCACCAGCUCUACCUGGAGGCCUGUAAUAAACAACAGCAGCAGAGGAUGGCCCAGCAGCAACAGCAGGAAGCAGGGCAGAGGGACCGGGCCAGUAUGUAUAAGGAGGAGAACAGACGGAUCCUCCAGGAGAGCAUUGAGGUGGCCCCCUUCACCGCUAAGAUCCGCUCCAGUGAGACCGACAGGGAGCCUAACCCCUACCCCCGGAUCCCCUCGCUCCCCUCCCUGCCCCACCCCUACCCCCGGAUCCCCUCACUCCCCUCCCUGCCCCACCCCCAGCGCCCCCACCAGGAGAAGGAAACGGAGCCCCCUGCUGCAGACCUGUAUCAGUUUACAGCAGUCCCAGCACAGUCUCCCCCCCCCAGUAACUACUUCACUACCCUGUCCAACAGUGUGGUCAACGAGCCACCGCGUCUCUACCCCUCUAAAGAGCUCAACUCAUACUUUGACAAGGUGAGCAGGGAGCAGGAGUCUGCAGCAGCCUCUAGUCUCUCUCUGGGAGGAGGGGCAGUGUUCAGCUCCAAGUCCCUGUCCAAACCCCCUCCUCUCAUCAAACACCAGGCUGAUGGGGAGGGUCUGCUAGGGAAGAUAUCAGAGCAGCUGAACCAGCAGGUAAGCCUAUCCAACAUGCAGAGGUAUCGUCUCAGUACCAUAGUCAGCCCUGUUAGUCCAGACCUCUCGCCUUCCUCCAGUCAGAGCCAGAAUCAGACCCAGAGCCAGACCCGAACCCACUGUCAGAGCCAGACCCGAACCCACUGUCAGACCCAGAGUCAGACCCAGAGCCAGACCCGAACCCACUGUCAGACCCAGAGCCAGACCCGAACCCACUGUCAGACCCAGAGCCAGAGUCAGACCCAAGCCCAACUAAGGUGUAUGCCAGCACUGCACCGUGCCCCUGUGUUCCACCCUCCUAUCCAGCAGACACUGGACAGGAAGGAGGCGGGCUACGGCCGUUUGUCUCCACCCACCCUGACCCCCAUCCAGCCAGUCAGCUCGGCCGGUAAGGUGUCUGAGCAGCAGAAACCGCCCACCCUUCUGCCCGAGCUACGGGAGGUCAGCGCCGUGUGUAAGGGCGGGGCAGCGAUGACCUCAUCCGAGGUGUGGCGAGCCGGCGACUCUCAGAGCCACGACAAGCUGGGAUGGCAUUCUGAGAGGAGCCCCGGCAGGAAGCCUGGGGCCACCACGGCAUCUGUUAUCGUCCGUCCCUCUACGUGUAUAAAGUACGACGGCUCGCCAGGCGCCAAGACCUCUUCCUCGGCCAAGGACUCUCUGAUGGGGAGGAUGUUCCCAGGCGGCAGGCCUCAGACAGUCUGUCUGAAACUGGCCUAUGAGAGAGACAGGGAGUCUGGAGGGAAGGUGAUCCUGCCAAACACUAACUUGGAGGAGGCUGUUUGCGUGCAGCAGUACAAUAACAACUUUAUGAGAGUGUCCCAGUCUCAGGGAACCUUUCCAGUCUCUGUCUCGGCUGCUGCCAACUCUGUGUGCAAUAGGAGUAGUGAUGUGACUAGGGCAGUCUCCAACAUGGCUCCCUACGGUGUGCUGAGUAGAAGACAAGAGAGAACCUACUGUGGGCCCAACACCUCCAGCGCUAGCAGGACAGAGAGCUGUGGCCCUCGGGGCAGAGCCUUCCACUCAGGGCCUGGGUUAGAACCAAGGACCGAGCUCCAGCAACAGGAGGGGAGCUCCUCCAGAACCUCAUCCCCCAACCUGCACCCCGGCCCCAGCCUGGCCAGCAGUACCCAGGCCUCUCCCAACCCCAGCCAGUCCUACUAUGGGAGCUUUAUCCAUCUGAAGAAGCACAAGGCAGCGUUGGCGGCAGCCCAGCAGUCCAGAGGUCCUAGCAGCAGCACCAGUGGUAGUGGUCCUGAGAGCCUGAUUGAGCCAUCUAACAGUAAAGCUCUUCACAUCUCCCCUCCACCUCCCCUUGCCUCAGCCUCAGCCCAGAACCACAGAACCACAGCAAGCCCAGGACCACAUCAAGCAGGAGCUAGCCCCAGCCCUGGCCCCCUCCCCAAUGGCCAGCCAGCCCAGAUGAACCAGAGCCAGUCUCAACCCAACUACCACAAGCUGAAGAAGGCCUGGCUCACCAGACACUCAGAGGAGGACAGAAACAUAAACACUAUGAUGAAAACAGAGGAGGCUGAUAAGGCUGUUACCACCACUGUGAGCCCCUCUGUGUCCAAGUCUGUUACCACCACUGUGAGCCCCUCUUUGUCGAAGGCUGUUACCACCACUGUGAGCCCCUCUGUGUCCAAGUCUGUUACCACCACUGUGAGCCCCUCUGUGUCGAAGGCUGUUACCACCACUGUGAGCCCCUCUGUGUCGAAGGCUGUUACCACCACUGUGAGCCCCUCUGUGUCUAAGUCUGUUACCACCACUGUGAGCCCCUCUGUGUUGAAGGCUGUUACCACCACUGUGAGCCCCUCUGUGUCGAAGUCUGUUACCACCACUGUGAGCCCCUCUGUGUCAAGGCUGUUACCACCACUGUAGCCCUCUGUGUCGAAGGCUGUUACCACCACUGUGAGCCCCUCUGUGUCGAAGGCUGUUACCACCACUGUGAGCCCCUCUGUGUCGAAGGCUGUUACCACCACUGUGAGCCCCUCUGUGUCGAAGGCUGUUACCACCACUGUGAGCCCCUCUGUGUCGAAGGCUGUUACCACCCCUGUGAGCCCCUCUGUGUCGAAGGCUGUUACCACCACUGUGAGCCCCUCUGUGUCUGAGAUGGAGAUGAUCAAGCCUUGCACCGUCACUCUGAUUGCCUCUACCUCCAGUGAUGUGGAGAUGAAGAUAGAAGAGGUCAAAGGUCAGGAGGACAAGAUGGCCGCUGAGGACAGGAUUACGCGGCGUGGCAGCAAGAGGGUGUACGACCACGACUCGGCCUCAGAGAGCGGAGAGGACUCUGACGCCAGCGAGAGCAGCAAGCAGGAGCAGAGGGCGAAGAGGCAGCCCAAACCCACCUACAAGAAGAAACAGAACGACAUGCGCAGAAGGAGAGGAGACGGAGAGAAAGAUGAGGAUGAGCUGAAACCCAACAGGAUCUUUAGGAGCGAGGAGAAGACCAAGCUGAAACUGUCCAGCAACAAUGGUAUCCCCCGCUCUGUGCUGAAGGACUGGAGGAAGGUGAAGAAGCUGAAGCAGACGGGGGAGUCGUUCCUGCAGGAUGACUCGUGCUCCGAGAUUGGACCCAACCUGCAGAAGUGUCGGGAGUGUCGUGUUGUUCGCAGCAAGAAGGGGGAGCAGCCGGCUCAUUCCCCUGUCUUCUGUCGCUUCUACUACUUCCGCCGCCUGUCCUACAGUAAGAAUGGAGUGAUCCGUGUGGACGGCUUCUCCACUCCAGAUCAGUUUGAUGAGGAGGCUCUGUCCCUCUGGGCUCCUGAUGUAUACGAGGAGAAUGAGUUGGACCCAGACUCCUCCAAGUACAUCCUCUCAUAUAUAGGAGACCAGUUCUGUCAGAUGGUCACCACUGAGAACACUGCUGCUACAUGGAUCAAAAAGACAGCCAAGAUGGCCUGGAAGAGGGCUGUGAGAGGGGUCCGGGAGAUGUGUGACGCGUGUGAAGCCACCUUGUUUAAUAUUCACUGGGUUUGCCACAAAUGUGGCUUCGUGGUUUGUCUGGACUGUUACAAGGCAAAGGAGAGGAAGACCUCCAAAGACAAAGAGCUGUACGCCUGGCUGAAGUGUGUCAAGGGACAGCAGCAUGGUCACAAGUACUUGAUGCCAACACAGAUUAUCCCAGGAACUGUUCUGACAGAGGUGGUGAGCGCCAUGCAUCUGUUCAGGGAGAAGUACAGCAUCAGGUCUCCCAUUGUCUGUACUGGGAAACACAACCCUCUACUCAGCAAGCUGCCUGCUACCAACGGAGUCUCUCAGGUUCUCCAGAACGUGUUAAACCACAGCAACAAGAUCUCUCUAUGUAACGUGAAGACAGAGCCUGGGCAGCUGAACCCCAUCCAGGGUAAAGCUGAGACUAACGGAGGCUCCAGCCCUGCCUCAGACCCCUCCUCUGACUCCAAACCGACUCCCCCGGAGUCCCAGAGCCCUCUCCACUUCCUGGCUGACCUGACUGAACAGAAGUCUCUGGAAGACAAGAAAGAAAACAAGGAGUCUCCUCUGGGUAAGGUGGGCAAGGAGGAGAAGGUCAGUAGCCUGGAGUCUCUCCACUGUAGAGCGUCUAGUCUGGUGUCUAACAUCACAGAACAGGGCUCUACUCUAAGAGACCUCCUGACGACCACCGCUGGUAAACUACGUCUGGGCUCUACUGAUGCUGGCAUGGCCUUCGCUCCUGUAUACUCCACCGCAGCACAGAUGGGGAAGAGUGGCCGUAGCAUGCCCAACAUCCUGGAUGACAUCAUCGCGUCCGUGGUGGAGAACAAAAUCCCUGCCAGCCGAGGAGCCAAGCUGAGUCUGAAGCUGGAGGCCACCACCACCACUACAGAGGACAGGGAGGUGAAGACGGAGAGGAUUGAGAGGAAGAAGCAGCCUGGGACUGGGACAGGUCCUAACCCUGGGACAGGUCCUAACCCUGGGACAGGUCCUAACCCUGGGACAGGUCCUAACCCUGGGACGGGGACAGGUCCUAACCCUGGGACGGGGACAGGUCCUAACCCUGGGACGGGGACAGGUCCUAACCCUGGGACGGGGACAGAAGAGCUUCCUGAACCCAAGCCUCAGCUAGAGAAGGCCCUGCAGCUCCAUGCUGACAUCCCCCACUGCUGGUUGUAUGAUCGCAGACUGCUCUGGCUGAAAGACCAUCGACACCCUGGCAACUGGAAGCUGUUCAGAGAGUGUUGGAGACAGGGACAGCCUGUCCUGGUGACUGGGCUCCAUAAGCCUCUGAAUGCAGCUCUGUGGAAGGCAGACAGCUUCAACCUGGAGUUUGCUGACCAUCAGGGAGACCUGCUGAACUGUAAAGAUGGACUUGUCUCGAACUCUGGAAUCAACGAGUUCUGGGACGGCUUCGAGGACCUCACCAAGAGACCCAAGUCUAAAGACGGAGACACCGUGGUGUACAGGCUGAAGGACUGGCCAUCAGGAGAGGAGUUCAUGGCCCUGAUGCCUUCCAGGUAUGAUGACCUGAUGAGGAAUCUGCCCCUGCCUGAGUAUUGUGACCCUGAAGGGAACCUCAACCUGGCCUCUCAUCUACCCAGCUUCUUCGUACGCCCAGACCUCGGACCACGCCUCUGCUGUGCUUAUGGAGUGGUAGCGUCUCAGGAGCAGGACUUUGGGACAGCUAACCUUCACAGGGAGGUCUCUGACAUCGUCUCUGUCCUGGUGUACGUAGGGGUGGCCAAGGGGAACGGAGUCCUGUCCAAGACGGGAGUGUUGAAGAGACUGGAGGAGGAAGACUUGGACGACAGCGUGAAGAAGAGAUUAAAGGAUUCCAGCGAGACACCUGGAGCCUUGUGGCACAUCUACAUUAGCAAAGAUGUGGAGAAAAUUAAAGACUUUCUGCACAAGGUUGCUAAGGAGCAGGGGGUGGAGAUUUCAGCAGAGCACGACCCAAUCAGAGAGCCGGGCUGGUACCUGAGCAGGAAGUUGCGUCAGCGUCUGUGGGAGGAGCAUGAUGUGCAGGGCUUGACCGUGGUUCAGUUCCUGGGGGACUCUGUCCUCAUCCCGGCCGGGGCGCUGCACCAGGUGCAGAACCUUCACAGUUGUGUCCAGGUGAUAAAUGACUUUGUGUCUCCAGAGCAUGUAUUCCACUCCUUCCACCUGACACAGGAACUGAGAUCCUCCAGAGAAGAGCCCAACUACGAAGAUAAACUACAGGUAAAGAACAUCUUGUUCCACUCUGUGAAGGAUGCAUUGACGUCGCUGAGGAGGUACAGCCAGGAGGAGGAAGAGAACUCCUGACCCGUAGUCCCCCUGGCUCCUCCCUCUCUGGCUCCUCCCUCUCUGGCUCCUCCCUCUCUGGCGCCUCCCUCUCUGGCGCCUCCCUCUCUGGCGCCUCCCUCUCUGGCGUCUCCCUCUCUGAGACCUCCCUCUCUGAGACCUCCCUCUCUGAGACCUCCCUCUCUGAGACCUCCCUCUCUGAGACCUCCCUCUCUGAGACAUCUUCCUUCAGCCUGGAACAGAUAUAUACACACUGACACUAACCACAACAGCAGAACACAUUACAACACACUAAAACUACAUGUUACUGACCAGCAUCACUACACAGCAUCAGGAUACUGACCACAGCAGCAUCACCACCCAGCAUCAGGAUACUGACCACAGCAGCAUCGCUACCACAGCAUCAGGAUACUGACCAUAGCAGCAUCACCACCCAGCAUCAGGUUACUGACCACAGCAGCAUCGCUACCACAGCAUCAGGAUACUGACCAUAGCAGCAUCACCACCCAGCAUCAGGUUACUGACCACAGCAGCAUCGCUACCACAGCAUCAGGAUACUGACCAUAGCAGCAUCACCACCCAGCAUCAGGUUACUGACCACAGCAGCAUCACUACCACAGCAUCAGGAUACUGACCAUAGCAGCAUCACCACCCAGCAUCAGGAUACUGACCACAGCAGCAUCACCACCCAGCAUCAGGAUACUGACCACAGCAGCAUCACCACCCAGCAUCAGGUUACUGACCACAGCAGCAUCACCACCCAGCAUCAGGAUACUGACCACAGCAGCAUCACUACCCAGCAUCAGGAUACUGACCAUAGCAGCAUCACCACCCAGCAUCAGGAUACUAACCACAGCAGCAUCGCUACCACAGCAUCAGGAUACUGACCACAGCAGCAUCACUACCCAGCAUCAGGAUACUAACCACAGCAGCAUCACUACCCAGCAUCAGGAUACUGACCACAGCAGCAUCACUACCCAGCAUCAGGAUACUGACCAUAGCAGCAUCACCACCCAGCAUCAGGAUACUGACCAUAGCAGCAUCACUACACAGCAUCAGGAUACUAACCACAGCAGCAUCACUACCCAGCAUCAGGAUACUGACCACAGCAGCAUCACGACCCAGCAUCAGGAUACUGACCACAGCAACAUCACCACCCAGCAUCAGGAUACUGACCAUAGCAGCAUCACUACCCAGCAUCAGGAUACUGACCAUAGCAGCAUCACCACCCAGCAUCAGGAUACUGACCAUAGCAGCAUCACCACCCAGCAUCACGAUACUGACCAUAGCAGCAUUACUACCCAGCAUCAGGAUACUGACCACAGCAGCAUCACUACCCAGCAUCAGGAUACUGACCAUAGCAGCAUCGCCACCCAGCAUCAGGAUACUGACCACAGCAGCAUCACCACCCAGCAUCAGGAUACUGACCACAGCAGCAUCACUACCCAGCAUCAGGAUACUGACCACAGCAGCAUCACUACCCAGCAUCAGGAUACUGACCACAGCAGCAUCGCCACCACAGCAUCAGGAUACUGACCACAGCAGCAUCGCCACCACAGCAUCAGGAGAACUGAGUUCAGUAGAAUCUGGUCUCACAGCUCUGACUGCUGUUCUGGAACCUUCUGUUCUCUGUUUGUUCCUGUUUUCCUUUUGUUUGUUUAGUUCAUUUUUUUCUUUCAAACUGUUGUAUAUUGUUUCUGUGAAAAUGAUGUAUUUAUUUUAUAGGAGUUGUAAAUGCGAUGAUGUUCUAGAUCAAAUGUAAAUGUGACUUGUACAGUUUGCUAAAUGAUGAGUUGUGAGACGGAUGCCGUUUCCUACAUUGAGACAGUUACUGUGAGAGGAAACAGACUUCAGCUGUCGCCGAGACCUCUGGGAGUCGCUGCUGAAUUCGUCCUCAUGCCAUAUCUUUUAAAAACGAACUGCCAAACAAUUCUAUUGUAUGAAACCGUGUACAGUUGUAUUAUGUAAAAAAAGACUAAAUGAAUAAUACACUUCAGCAUUUUAUUAAGAAGUAUUCACUGUAAAAUGGAGACAUUUACACACAAAAAAUAAUUUAUUCAAAUUUUGAAGUUUAAACGAUAACAAUUGUGUAAAUAUAUACAUAUAUACAUUCACUGAUGUAUUUUUUAAAACAUGGCUUGCUUCAAUUUGUAAUUUUAAAAGUGCAAGUGUUAUAUGCUUUGUACAUUGAAGUUCAAAGGGGUUUUACAUUUUCCAUUAAAAUGGAUUCAUCAAAGUA
Molecule: messenger RNA, 11311 nt
Organism: Oncorhynchus tshawytscha (Chinook salmon)
Lineage: Eukaryota; Metazoa; Chordata; Actinopteri; Salmoniformes; Salmonidae
Product: probable JmjC domain-containing histone demethylation protein 2C
Biological process (GO): regulation of transcription by RNA polymerase II
Cellular component (GO): histone deacetylase complex; chromatin
Molecular function (GO): histone H3K9 demethylase activity; chromatin DNA binding; transcription coregulator activity
Source: RefSeq, a predicted model, not a curated record